Messenger RNA from Stomoxys calcitrans (stable fly), 892 nucleotides. RefSeq lists its product as uncharacterized. Lineage: Eukaryota; Metazoa; Arthropoda; Insecta; Diptera; Muscidae. Bases 153 to 743 code for a protein of 196 amino acids. The transcript is spliced from 2 exons. The record is from RefSeq and is a predicted model, not a curated record.
CAUAAAAACCAUAGCGAUAUAAAAGUAACUCUUUUUUGUAAACAAGGCUCUAAGGAAAAUCCAAAAAUACAUUUGUAUAUAAAACACGUCGGCAAAUAACUAAAUGUGGCAUUAGGCUUUUAGAAAUUGCAAAGAACUUCAUUCCAAUUAAAAUGUCAAAAUUCUAUCUAACUUUCAAGUUUUUGGUUGUAGUCCUGGUGCUUGCUGGAAACUCGGCACAGGCUCUUGACACUGACUAUGAUAUCGGUAUGGUCAAGGAACUUAUCGACCAACUCACUGAGGAACGCAAGGUUAUCUUAUGUGUGGCUAAUAGUUGUGAUCCCCUGGCUUUCAACAAGUUAAAUGAAAUCGCUGACGAAUCAGAAGAUUUUAUAAGUAGCAAAGUUGGAUUUAUAGAAACACCCGAAUUUGAGACCUACAAAAUUGAUAAAAGUUUUGAAGUUUUCUUACCCAAGCUAUUGGCUCUUGUACCCGAAUGCAAAGAUACAUCGCACGUUUGCCCUCACAAAGUAUUUGCCCCGGCUCCAAAAUAUGUUUUUGACUACACCAAUGCAACGAAGAACAUGAUUGAAGCUAGCAAGUGUAUAACCCUGGAUCGCGUACCAGAAGCUAUUGAUAUUAUAGCUAAAUCUGUAAGCUAUUUGGAACAAUAUAAGGAUCAUAAGCGAAACUAUCUUGAGAGAGCAUUGCCCGCCAUUACAUAUGCCACCAACGAAUUUAGAAAAUUCUGUUUGAAAGUUUAGACUUUUGCACAGAAUGAAAUCGCAGAAUUUUACUUUUUAGCGAAAAGUUUUUGGAAAAUUUUGAGAAAAAUAAAAAAGAACAGUUUUUGGAUGAAUUACACAGUGCAUGGGGGGUCCCUAUGCACUGAGCUAAAAACUUGUAUAGGACA